GCGGCGAGCGGCGGGCACAGGCCGCCACCGACCCGGCCGCGGUGCGCGCGGGGCAUGAGCGCCGAGGGGCCGCGGCCGCCCCCCAGCCCCCGCGCGCGCCCCGGCCCAUGGGCGCAGAGGAGCCAUGGACUGCGGCCUCGUGCGGACGCUGGUGCGCAGAUACUGUGCCGGCGAGGAGAGCUGGGUGGACAGCCGGACCAUCUACGUGGGGCACAAGGAGCCCCCGCCUGGCGCCGAGGCCUACAUCCCGCAGAAGUACCCCGACAACAGGAUCGUCUCCUCCAAGUACACCUUCUGGAACUUCAUCCCCAAGAACCUGUUCGAGCAGUUCCGGAGAAUCGCCAACUUCUACUUCCUCAUCAUCUUCCUUGUCCAGCUGAUCAUCGAUACGCCCACCAGCCCCGUGACCAGCGGCCUCCCGCUGUUCUUCGUCAUCACCGUCACUGCUAUCAAGCAGGGCUAUGAGGACUGGCUGCGGCACAAGGCGGACCGGGCCAUGAACCAGUGCCCUGUGCACUUCAUCCAGCACGGCAAGCUGGUGCGCAAGCAGAGCCGGAAGCUGAGGGUCGGGGACGUCGUCAUGAUCAAGGAGGACGAGACUUUCCCCUGCGACCUCAUCUUCCUCUCCAGCAGCCGUGGGGACGGGACCUGCCACGUGACCACCGCCAGCCUGGACGGGGAGUCCAGCCACAAGACGCACUAUGCAGUCCCGGACACAAAGGGCUUCCACGCGGAGGAGGACAUCGACGGGCUGCACGCCACCAUCGAGUGUGAGCAGCCGCAGCCCGACCUCUACACGUUUGUCGGCCGCAUCAACGUGUACAACGAGGUCAGCGAUCCCGUAGUGAGGCCCCUGGGGUCGGAGAACCUGCUUCUGCGAGGGGCCACACUCAAGAACACCGAGAGGAUCUUUGGUGUGGCCAUCUACACGGGCAUGGAGACCAAGAUGGCCCUGAACUACCAGUCCAAGUCGCAGAAGCGCUCGGCCGUGGAAAAGUCCAUGAACGUCUUCCUCAUCGUGUACCUCUGCAUCCUCAUCAGCAAGGCGCUCACCAACACUGUGCUCAAGUACGUGUGGCAGAGCACGCCUGCCCACGACGAGCCGUGGUACAACCAGAAGACGGAGGCUGAGAGGCAGCGGAACCAGUUCCUCCAGGCGUUCACCGACUUCCUGGCCUUCAUGGUCCUCUUCAACUACAUCAUCCCCGUGUCCAUGUACGUCACUGUGGAGAUGCAGAAGUUCCUGGGCUCGUACUUCAUCACCUGGGACCAGGACAUGCUGGACGAGGAGACGGGGGAGGGCCCGCUGGUCAACACCUCGGACCUGAACGAGGAGCUAGGCCAGGUACAGUACGUGUUCACCGACAAGACCGGCACGCUCACGGAGAACAACAUGGAGUUCCGGGAGUGCUGCGUGGAGGGCCACGUGUACGUGCCCCACGCCAUCUGCAACGGGCAGGUGCUGCCCGACUCCGCGGGCAUCGACAUGAUCGACUCAUCCCCGGGCCCCAGCAUGAAGGAGCGGGAGGAGCUGUUCUUCCGGGCCCUGUGUCUGUGCCACACCAUCCAGGUGAAGGACGAGGAGGACGUGGACGGGCCCCGCAAGUCGCCCGACUCGGCCAAGUCCUGCGUCUACAUCUCCUCCUCGCCUGACGAGGUGGCCCUGGUGGAAGGGAUCCAGCGGCUCGGCUUCACCUACCUGCGGCUGAAGGACGGGCACAUGGAAAUCCUCAACCGCGACAACGACCUGGAGCGGUUCCAGCUGCUGGAGACGCUGAGCUUCGACUCGGUGCGGAGGAGGAUGAGCGUGAUCGUCAAGGCCGCCUCCGGAGAAAUCUACCUCUUCUGCAAGGGGGCCGACUCUGCUAUCUUCCCCCGAGUGGUCGAAGGGAAAGUGGAGCAGAUCCGGGCGCGGGUGGAACGCAACGCAGUGGAGGGGCUCCGGACACUGUGUGUUGCCUAUAAGAGGCUGUCCGCCGAGGAGUACGAGGGCGUGUGCGGGCUGCUGCAGGCCGCCAAGGUGGCCCUGCAGGGUCGAGAGAAGCAGCUCGCCGAGGCCUACGAGCAGAUCGAGAAGGACCUGGUGCUGCUGGGGGCGACGGCCGUCGAGGACCGGCUGCAGGACCAGGCUGCCGACACCAUCGAGGCGCUGCAGAAGGCUGGCAUCAAGGUGUGGGUGCUCACGGGCGACAAGAUGGAGACGGCGGCCGCCACCUGCUACGCCUGCAAGCUCUUCCGCAGCGGCACGCAGCUGCUGGAGCUGACCACCAAGCGCGUGGAGGAGCAGGGCCUGCACGACGUGCUGCUGGAGCUCAGCAAGACCGUGCUGCGCGGGGGCGGCACGCUGCCCCGGGAGGGCUGCUCGGGGCUCUCCGCGGACCUGCAGGACUUCGGGCUCAUCAUCGACGGGGCGGCGCUCACCCUGGUGAUGCGGCCCCGGGAGGACAGUGGCUCCGCGGGGAACUACCGCGAGCUCUUCCUGGACAUCUGCCGCAACUGCAGCGCCGUGCUCUGCUGCCGGAUGGCGCCGCUGCAGAAGGCCCAGAUCGUCAAGCUGAUCAAGCUCUCCAAGGAGCACCCAAUCACCCUGGCCAUCGGCGACGGGGCCAACGACGUCAGCAUGAUCCUGGAGGCCCACGUGGGCAUAGGUGUCAUCGGGAAGGAGGGCCGGCAGGCCGCCCGCAACAGCGACUACGCCGUGCCCAAGUUCAGGCACCUGCGGCGCAUGCUGCUGGUGCACGGACACCUGUACUACGUGCGCAUCGCGGAGCUGGUGCAGUACUUCUUCUACAAGAACGUCUGCUUCAUCUUCCCCCAGUUCCUCUACCAGUUCUUCUGCGGCUUCUCACAGCAGACGCUGUACGACACGGCCUACCUGACCCUCUACAACAUCAGCUUCACGUCGCUCCCCAUCCUGCUGUACAGCCUGAUGGAGCAGCACGUGAGCACCGACACGCUGCAGAGGGACCCGGCCCUGUACAGGGACAUCGCCAAGAACGCGCUGCUGCGCUGGCGGACCUUCAUCUACUGGACCUUCCUGGGCGUGUUUGACGCCCUGGUGUUCUUCUUUGGUGCUUACUUCAUCUUCGAACACACGACCGUGGGCAGCAACGGGCAGGUGUUUGGCCACUGGACGUUCGGGACGCUGGUGUUCACCGUGAUGGUGUUCACGGUCACACUGAAGCUGGCACUGGACACACACUACUGGACGUGGAUAAACCACUUUGUGAUCUGGGGGUCUCUCCUGUUCUACAUCGUCUUCUCCCUGCUCUGGGGAGGGAUCAUCUGGCCCUUCCUGAGCUACCAAAGGAUGUACCACGUGUUUGUCCAGAUGCUGGCCAGCGGCCCUGCCUGGCUGGCCAUCGUCCUGCUCAUCACCGUCAGCCUCCUUCCCGACGUGCUGAAGAAAGUGCUGUACCGGCAGCUGUGGCCCAGUGCCACGGAGCGGGUGCAGACCCGGAAGCAGUGCCUUUCUGGCGAGCAGCCCACCGUCUUUAUGCUCUCCCAGACCUCCAGCAGUCUCGCUUUCUGAGCACAGACGAGUGAGAGGCAGAGAGUGCGGGCGGAGGCCGUGCCCUGCAGCGACAGGCCACUGCUGAAGGACCUCUUGCGGAGGGACCAGCCGGCGGCCAGGUAACGGCUCCUCCUCCAGCCCUGCGCGGGCUGCUCGGCCCGGACACCACCCGUCGUCCUGCGGUCAUCCCGUGGCCCCAGCUGGAACCCAACGCCUCACCCUCGACCCCGAGGAAAAGCCUCUGGACAGCGUGGGGGACACUCUCGUGUCCCAGGACAUUCGGACCCUGGCCCCGGACACCGGGCGGGUGGCACAGCCACACUGAAGCGGGCAUCUGUCCAUCCCUCAGCCCUGGGGCCGGUCCCCUUCACGUCCCCUGGCGCUGCGGGCCGGGCACCUGCGGGCACCUGCGGGGCGUCCAGGGCCUGUGCUGUGGGCGGCUCCGUGCCCGGGCGGAUUCUCCUUCCCCGCUCCCGGCAGACGGAGCCCCUUGGUUCAGGCCCCCUCUCGGAGCCCCCUCCUCCUGCUGCCCUGGCCAGCCCUGAGCAGGGGACGGUGCUGCCAGGGUGCCACUGCAAGAGCCACGCAGACCCGUUCCCCGGCCCCCGUGUGCACGCACCACCGGUCACACGGGGUUGGGGGAGGUGGCCACUGCCCUCCUGCUGCGUCAGCCCGUGUGGACACGGCUGACCACCAGGACUGGCCCCCGGCCCCCGCCCACUGCAGCCCUGUGCUUAGCUGUCAGGACCCGCCCCCGGGGGCAGAGUGGGGGUGCCUGAGUGUCCCCGGUCAGGCGGGAGUUCGCGGCCUGAGACACGUGUCCCUGGCCUCACAGCACACCGGCCCUGCUGGACUGUCCUGGCUGGUACGGGUCUCCCGGCCGGCCACCGGGGCUGAGGCACAGUGUGCUGCCCAGGCUGGCCCACCCGCCCGCUCCUCUUCCGUCCCAGAUUUCUGUUUUAGAAGCAGCCUAUUGACAUACUAGCCUUAACGGUCCUUAAGGAAGACAUUUCAGUUCAGGCUUCAGACUCGGGGUGGGGGGGGGGUGUCGCUGUGCUGGGCGCGGUGUGGGGGUCUGUCUCGGCCGGGCCGGGUGCCUCGGGGUCCUGCUGGCAUGUCUGAGCGGAGCACUCCGUGGCGAGGGCGGCAGAGGGUCGGUCACCGCAUACCAAAGAUCAGGACUUGGGCCUUGCAGGACGGGAGGUGGCCGCAGCCCAGGGCCUCGCCCACCGCCCACCCCCCAGCCCGCAGGCCGCAGCGGGCACGGCCGCUCUGAGGGCAGCAGCGGGCAGACUGUGCGCACAUUUUUUUGACAAACUGUGUGUAAUGUAUUUUUUUAGAACUCCUCCAGUUGCCUUUACACUGAAGUAUUUUCAUAGCAGUUUCUACCUGAGUUAUUCGUCCACACGCCACACCUGAUUUCUGAACUGUCUUUAAAGCGCGUUACUUUUUAAGUUGAUGAGAAGUGGGCACUGAGUUAAGCUGUGGGCAGCGCUGGGCAACUUUCCGGGGGCGUUGCCGUGACCACCGCUCCUGGCUUGCUUGGUUCCUUCCUUCAGCCUUAAGAGCCCUCGCCAGGGGACCUCACCUUCCCCGGGAGGAGCCGGCGCGUCUGUCCCGAGCGAGCGGCAGCCUGGACCCUCAGAAGGCUGGAGUGUGCCGUGGGGGGGGUCGCAGCCGAGGGCUGUUCCCCAGGCCGCCGUCCAGGAGGGGAUCCGUCCCCAGGACAGCUCGUGUUUUUGCCUUAACUCGCCUUAAGUGUGCCCCGGGCGCCCGGAGCCCCCGCACUGUGUGCAGCUGACCACGCCUCUGGCCCCCGCCUGCCCCCAGUGCUCACACGCCCUCCGCCCUGGCCGCUCCCUCCUGGGGGCCCCCUCCCCGGCCCCACUGCCUCCCGCUCCCGCGGCCCCCGGCGGGAAGGCAGCACCCCCCUGGGCGCCUGCUGGGGCUGGUCUCUGGGUUCCCCGAGAUUCCUGUAAACGACGGAGCUCCCGGUUUGCACUGACACGGGCGCCCCUGGGCCCUGGGCUUCCUGGGAACGGCCAGUUUGUCUGCAGGGACCCCCGCUGGCCACUGCGGGCAGAGGCAUGAGCGUGGGCAGGCGGUGGACACCGGAGUCGUCUCGAGGGAAACAAAGCUUUAAUGGAGGCUCGCGGCGAGUGCUAUGAAAGUCUGAUUCUACUUUUGCAGAAAAAUCUAAAGAUCAGUUUAUAUAGCUUUAUUUUUACCUUACCGAAAUAUACAGAUUUUAAUAUGUGUUUGUCGACUCUGACGUCACACCGCUGUGUGUCCGCCUGCUGUCCGGAGCGCCCGUCCACUGCACGGGGCCUCACAGCCGUACCCGUCACGGGCGCCAUCGCCGCCAUCCACGUGGGUUUAUUUCUAAACUGUUGAAGCUAGUAGGCACAAUUAAGGUUAUAAAUCAGCCUCCAAACGAUAAUGUUUAAUUGAUGAUGAUUCAUUAACCUGCUCUGAAGAAUUAAAUGAUGA
Sorex araneus (European shrew) is the source of this 6004-nucleotide messenger RNA. It is a transcript of the gene ATP11A, whose product is annotated as ATPase phospholipid transporting 11A. NCBI's taxonomy places the organism in Eukaryota, Metazoa, Chordata, Mammalia, Eulipotyphla, Soricidae. Gene Ontology annotation, biological process: phospholipid translocation. The coding region runs from base 125 to 3532 and encodes 1135 amino acids. Gene Ontology annotation, molecular function: ATP binding; ATP hydrolysis activity; ATPase-coupled intramembrane lipid carrier activity. The transcript has 30 exons. Gene Ontology annotation, cellular component: recycling endosome; endoplasmic reticulum; plasma membrane. The record is from RefSeq and is a predicted model, not a curated record.